ACUCGCAUUAUGAUGUCGCUCCAAUGCCUGCGUCGCCUCGAGCGGCUCACGCUCAAUCCGAAAAUAGCACUCAAUCCACAAAUUAUACGACCCUCGUCGAUACCCCGACUAUGUACCUCACGAACUGUGCCCUCCCGCCGCCCGUUUUCCUCCACCCCAAUCCCUCGCGCAACCCUCAUGCAAGUCCUCCGCGGAUGCCGCAAGCCCCAACCUAAACGACGCGCCGAAUCACCUGCUGUGCGCGGCCGCUGUGAGAUGAAAGGAGUGUGUGUACGUGUCGGUGUCAUUACGCCGAAGAAGCCUAAUUCAGGAGAGCGCAAGUUUGCAAGAGUGAGGUUGAGUAGUGGCGAGGUUGUUAUGGCGUAUAUUCCAGGGGAAGGACAUAAUUUGCAGCAGCAUUCUGUGGUGAUGAUUAGAGGAGGGCGGUCGCAAGAUUGCCCUGGUGUGAAAUAUCAUGUUGUCAGAGGAGCGCUAGACUUGGGUGGUGUAGGUAAUCGUGUCACGUCGAGAUCGAAGUAUGGGACGAAAAAGCCCAAGAGCAUCGUCUCUGAAUGAGUCCAUUCUUGAAUAGCUGUAUUAUUAGCAUUCUCACACAACUUUGUUCGAGAAAGAGUGUACGACAAGAAAAUAUUAGCAUACGGCGUGAAAACUAUUUACAGUUGCGACCGAUCUUAAUACAGUCCCUGC
Pseudovirgaria hyperparasitica is the source of this 687-nucleotide messenger RNA. Its product is annotated as ribosomal protein S12. Bases 10 to 555 code for a protein of 181 amino acids. The record is from RefSeq and is a predicted model, not a curated record. Lineage: Eukaryota; Fungi; Ascomycota; Dothideomycetes; Acrospermales; Acrospermaceae. Gene Ontology annotation, cellular component: small ribosomal subunit; ribosome. Gene Ontology annotation, molecular function: structural constituent of ribosome. Gene Ontology annotation, biological process: translation. The transcript has 3 exons.